UUCAGGGUGCAUUCAUCCCUGCCAUAAGUUGAAUGGCAAUCAAUUACAAUUUGUUAUAUAUUUUAUUAAUAAUAAAAAAAACAACUUUGUUUCAGAUGGGUGUGCAGAACUUACAUCUUCUUUGGAUGAGAUGAGAAUGACAUCAGAUGGUAUCUUCAUUAUUGAUAACCCAGGCCCUGCUGAUUCUGCAUCUUUGGAUUGUGAGCUGAGCAGUUCCUUCAGAGUUCUUCAGAGAGACUUAGAGGAAAUGAGGAGUUUGAAUUCUUUAUUGAAAAAGGAAAAUCUGAAUUUGAGGGAACAACUCACUGCCAGGAAUGGUGGUCGUUUGGUGCGGCCCAGUUGUGAUGCAGAGUUUGCUCGAGCUCUGAAGGUUUUCUACCACAGUAUGACAUCAGUGCGUGCUCAGCUACAGCGUCUGCGCAGACACAGGCCCAGUGAGGAGUCAGACUUGUUGGGGCUGCGCUUCUUUGUGGAUGAACAAGGUCGCCUGCUGAGAGACUUCUCAGAGCAGCUAGAGGAGUGUGUUUCUAAACUCAAGCAGGACGUGGCUGCAAUUGUACGACGCAAAAGAGAAAGAUCUGAAAUAUAUUUGUAGAUAAUUCUUUUUUAUAAAACUGAGAAUAACAAUUUCACAUUUAUACGAUUUGUUAAGAUUACCAUUGCUAAUAUUUGCCUGGCAGAUCCUGAAUGAUCUCUCUCUGUAUUUAAGAACUUGGGGUAAAUUAUCAACAAUGGUAUUUUCUUUCAAAUUUAUUAGAAUUGAUAUAAAAGUAGUUGAGACAGUUUAAAACUGCAAAUAAGUUAAAAGGCAUGUACAAUUAAAAAAAAAAAAAAAUCACAAAAUUAUACCACCAAUGUAAAUGUCACAAAUGCAGUUCAUUACAAAGUUGCUAAACAGAAAACAUCAGCAAAAGUACAGCUUUUCUAGGACAUUUUGUAAUGGGUCAAUACAUAAAAAUGAGCAUUCAUUAAAAAUGUCAUUGUAAAGUUUUGUACAAAGUUGUGCUGCACACCAGUAAGUUUAGAUGGUAAAACAUGAUUGUUAUAGGUCCAAAAGAGAAAUGAGAUAAAUGGCAGGCAGUUUGGGACGCUGAAGGCAGAAGGGUGUGAAGCACACUGUGUCAUUUAAACAGUUGGCCUCAAUGACAUAAGUGACAGCAAGUGGAAAGAUAAACAGAUUAAGAUUAUCAGAGGUAAUCUGAUAAGUAUCUAAAUUGUACAAUUUACUGUUGAUAUAAAGGUUAGUCACGUUUAGUUUAGUUUUAUUGUAUAAAACACCCUGUUUCCUGUGUGCAGAUCUGUGAGUACAGGUGAGGUAGGUCCAUAGAGUCUUUAACAUUUCACCAAAGACAAGAGAAAGAAACUAUGAGAACUGUGAACGAAUCACAACAUGGAGGCUUCACAGUCACUGUUAAUAAUAACCAAAUCAACAGAAAUAACAUUGUCACAGCAAGUGCACUGUUGAGGAUACCACCAUUAGUCUUUAAUAAGUAGCCCUUUAAUAUAGAUAUUAAAGGUUCUUCAGUGUGCAGAUAGGCAUCAAGAGAGAAAAACUGCUUUAUAAAACAAUACUGAUGUCAGUAAGAGAGUUUUAUGUGGUAUUGAACAAUGCCUUUCUCCUCAAGCUGCCUGUUUUGUUUUAGGAUUGGAGCUAGUGUUGAAGAGUUCUUAUUGACAAACUGAACUAAACCACGCAUUCUAAGUACAUGCACAUUUCAUUGUGAUUUCCAACUGUAGGCCUGUCUUCUCUUUACACUAGGAGUUUUGUACAAUGAGCAUUACAGCCCCACUCUCAUAGGCUUCACAGCUUAAAAUUGUUAACUAAAAGGUCCACCGUAAUAGGCCCAUAUUUGUCACUCAUACAGUGCAAGAUAAAACUACUGAUAGUUGAAGUUUGGUGAAAAUUAAGGGAAUAAACUGCAAGAUAUAUGUUCUGUCUUUAAAAGUAACAAAAAUGUUGAUUGUAACAAAGGCAUGUAUUUUGUAUACCCUGUAAGAAAGGACUUCUCCAGUAUUUUCCAGUCCUUGAAAAUCCCAGAUCGAAAAGUAAACAUAUG
Messenger RNA from Boleophthalmus pectinirostris (great blue-spotted mudskipper), 2057 nucleotides. RefSeq names its product kinesin-like protein KIF28. Bases 131 to 595 code for a protein of 154 amino acids. NCBI's taxonomy places the organism in Eukaryota, Metazoa, Chordata, Actinopteri, Gobiiformes, Gobiidae. The transcript has 4 exons. The record is from RefSeq and is a predicted model, not a curated record.